UAAAAAUAAAUCAAGAGUCAUGUCAAUGGAACCAACCACCUUGCUUGUGUGUAUCAGUGUGGCAGGAUAUGCCUAGGCGGCGAUUAUUGCUAUAUACCAAUCGAUCGAAGCGACCUUUUUUUCUUUUUCUUUGGAAAGAUCUGCCUCGUCAACGCUUAUGGCAAGCCAUAAACGCUCAGUGUUGUUGGUAAAUGCUGGUGCUUGAGCUUUGUCUCCGUGAAUGUCGCCUACACUUUGACAGCUGAGUGCAUCGCUAGCAUGGUAUGACCAUAGCUCUAUGGUAUGAUAGACAUAGAAGCCCGAGGUACACGUCGGUAUACCGCGCGCUCAUUCAACAUAUCGGCCUCAUCACCGUCAUCGAAGAGACAAUCAUCAUGAAAUGGAAGACAUGUUCACACUUCAACCGUACUGGUUGGAUCAUGGCAGUGACCGCGUUCAUACAUCUAACGAUAACAUAUGGGAUCAUUUCUAGUUUUGUUGUUCUCUUUGUCUCUCUUGAAGAAGAAUUUGAAUCAUCAGCAGUAGCCACAGGAUGGAUGGGGUCAAUGGCAUGGGGCGUGGCGUCCAUGUUCUCCCCCAUCUCAACGGUGCUCUUCCUGCGAUGGGGUCAUCGGCCCAUCGCCUGCCUUGGUGUCCUCUGCUGUUCCAUUGGUCUUCUUGUGACAUCCUUCCUAUCAAACCUCUGGUAUAUGUAUGCAUCAUUCGGCUUCGUCUUCGCGGCAGGGACGAAUAUGAUCAACACCGUUUCCUUCCACCUCACAGCCCUCCAUUUUCCGGGCCAAAACGGGGUCCGACCUUUUGCCUUCGUGUGCUUAAGCGGUGGCGUCGCAAUGCUGGCUGGUGCUCCUCUCAUCGGUGUAUGCAUAAACUCGCUCGGAUGGCGAAUCAGUUAUGCAAUGUUCUCAGGCAUCAUAUUCAUUUUAUGUCUACCUCUAUGCUACUUUUACAAGAAGCCCUAUGCCUGCCAAAGCAGCGUAAAUGAGGACAUGAAUAAAUACGGACAGUGCACGUCAAAUUGCGUAGGAAAAGAUACAAAGGAGAUGGAACGCAUAUGCAUGCUUAAUGACCUCGGGACAUGCAGUGUUUUGACUGAUGCAGACAAAGUUGGGUUUAAAUCAGAGUGUGAACGCGAGGUAGACAGCCGGCUUCUGAAAUCAAGAUCAAGGACCCAAGACAAGAAGCUUGCUGGACAAGCUGAAGUGGAUAAAACAUCCUCAUCUGGAUUAGGAACCAAGUCCGUUAAACACCCAGUGCAGGAACACCACAUAGACUUGACUUCUGCAUCUCAAUCAAGCGAGUGUGAACGCGAUGCGUUUGUUCCCAGCGGCGAACUGCCACACCCACAACAGAAGGACACUUCCGGUGAGGACAUCGGGGUCGAAGAAAGGGAUCGCAGCAUGAUGGAGAUCAGUGAAAGCGUUGUCGACGUUGUAGAUGAUGGUGGUUGGUUGGAAAGAAAGUGUGGCUUUGCUAAAGUUCCAGGGUUGUGGAUGGCCGCCUUUGGAACGAUGACAACGACGGCAGCAUCAGUUUUUAACGUCAUCAACUUGGUGAGCUACAUGAAACUGAUUGGCUUACACGAAAGGACGUCAUUCUUACUGAUCAUGGGAAUAGGUCUAGCAGAAGUGUUGGCAAGAAUGUUCUAUUUUCUGGUCGGCUCUAGUUUACCGGUAUCAGGAAUGACCGCCAUGUCUGCUGUGAACCUAGCCGGGGCUGGACUGUCAGCCUGUCUUGCUCUACUCCCGAAAAUUGAAACUAUCAUUGCUUACGUUAUUGUCGCUGGUAUGGCCCGUGGUAUAUUCUACACAAUAAAUCUGCCAUCGUGUUUUGAAUUAUUUACUGGAUUAGAGAGCGCUGUCGUCAUCACUUUUAUGAUGGUAGGAAACGGUCUAGGCGGGCUACUAUCGUCAAUAUGUGGAGGUUUAAGUUUUGAUCUAACCGGUUCAUACCGUGCAGCCUUCUUCACCUGUGCGGGUCUAUAUUUCACAUCUUUCCUCAUCUUCGGUAGUCUUCGACUCUGGCCAAGAACAUUGGCCCAAAACAUCGUUCCUCCUCGGGACUCACAGAAUUCCAUCUAAAUCUGAAAGUCGAGGUCGAUACCAAACAGCAGAGAAAUGUUCUACCCAUAUGAGCUUGCAUGGUUUAGAUCUCGGAAGAGGGGGAGGGGGUAAAAACAGUGUGGGUAACUUUCCAAUUGGUCUAAACAAGCUUCAUCUACUUUGUUCUCAUCCUAUUUUGGUCUAAUCCCAGUUCUUCUAUUAACCAUUUGGUUAAUUGCUAUUUUGAACACCUACAACAUUACCUAAUUCCAGUUGAUCUAAUAUUCACUUGGUCUAUCAAACAUCACUUAUUGGGCGUCGCAAGAAACUCGCAAGUCUAUUUUCGGUCCCUAAAUCAAUCAUAGUUUAUUUUUAAUGAAUUGCAAAUUUGCGAUUGAUUCCUUAUCUGCUUCCUGACACAAGCAGCGUAAUUUGAUUUGCUACAUUUAAAAUUGAUCAAUUGUAAAAUUGAAACAAAUAUUUGCAAUUGAUUUUCUUCCAACACUCCCUUGGGCUUAUGGUGAAAGGAACUUCUGAACCAAAAUGUCUUUCAACAAAGUAUGAAAUACAAUUUAGACCAACUGAGCGAUUGAUGAAUUAAUAAUUAGACUAAGAGGGUAUUAAAUCAAGUGGUGUGUAGACCAAAUGGCACUUAGACUAAAUUGAUGGUAGACCAAUGCUUUACUUUAGUCCAAGUGGUUAGGUCUUAGCAUUACUGAAGAAGCAGACCAUCUGCUAUAGAUUGAGGGUGUCACGCGCGUAAAACAUUCCCCAUAGACUUUUGUGUUAAAAUGGCACUUUUGAAAAAUUCAUAAAAAAAUAAAUGUGAAAUUAGAGGGUGGAAUGUUUACUACCAAUGGAUAGGUUAUAUAUCUGACAUUCCAAAUCUGACCAGGAUAGGGUACCGUAGCCAGCUCAUUUUAAAAAUAAAUCGCAAUUUAUGAAGAUAACUAUGAAUGGAUCGAAUUCAUCAACUGAAACAGUAAAAUAGCCCUAAUUAUUCCGCCAGUCAAAAAAUAGUUCCAAGUCACUUAUUUAUCUUCCCAAUUUGGGCGAAGGAAGUUCAGUAGUUACCAUUUUUAGAAUCAGUGUUAGAUUUUGAAUCAUAUUUAUACAUUUUUGUCAAUCAGCAAUAUCAAAUUGACAAAAUUUCGAAUGGGUUGGGUCGAACGAAUAUCUUUAGCCCUCCUGAUGUAAUUAGGCCCGUGGAACCUAUAUUAUAGGACCUAUGAAUUUUAUUUUUUUGAAUAGCUACUUUGCUAUUCUUAUAUAUCUGUAUACUCACACUAGCACAAAGAAAUGCAUUGAAAAUGUCUAUUUUCUAUGCAAUGACCCAUUUUAAUGUGUUACUCAUACAUGUUAUUUUCACUAUAUAUGGAUGUAUACAAAUCAUACCUGCAUAUAGCCCAACAGUGAAUGCAAUGACAAUAUAGGUCCCUAUCAAUUUUAAUAUAAAGGUGUAUGUAAAUUCUGUGUAGAUAUCAGGAUACCAGAACUGCCCGAAACAUAAUUACCAAAUAUCAAAUAUACAUGAGAUUGCAUGGAUGAGGAAACAAUAAAAGAAUGAGAUACUACUUUAGUAUACUUGC
Lytechinus pictus (painted urchin) is the source of this 3628-nucleotide messenger RNA. RefSeq lists its product as uncharacterized. The record is from RefSeq and is a predicted model, not a curated record. The coding region runs from base 264 to 2078 and encodes 604 amino acids. Gene Ontology annotation, molecular function: monocarboxylic acid transmembrane transporter activity. Lineage: Eukaryota; Metazoa; Echinodermata; Echinoidea; Temnopleuroida; Toxopneustidae. The transcript is spliced from 7 exons. Gene Ontology annotation, cellular component: membrane. Gene Ontology annotation, biological process: transmembrane transport.